This is a messenger RNA of Nerophis lumbriciformis (worm pipefish), 1878 nucleotides long. The record is from RefSeq and is a predicted model, not a curated record. NCBI's taxonomy places the organism in Eukaryota, Metazoa, Chordata, Actinopteri, Syngnathiformes, Syngnathidae.
AUGUCAUCUUUGGCCACCCCCUGCCUAGCCGGACUGAGGAAUAUUGCAAGUGGGAGAUGGUCGACCUUUAGUAGAAGCUUCUUUACCCGAUUGCCCGAUUGCGAGUUUGUCCCUGGCACUACCUCGCACCAUUACAGGUGCUUCAGUAACUCAAGUUCUCAUCAGACUCCAGCAUCGUCAUCUUUAGCAUCGUCCUCAUCCCAUCAGAAAUCGUACAGUUACGUCAUUGUCGGGGCAGGAUCUGCCGGCUGCGUUCUCGCCAACCGCCUCACGGAGGAUGCCCAAGAGUCGGUCCUGCUGUUGGAGGCUGGGCCAAAAGAUUUGUUGCUUGGCAGCGUACGUUUGACAUGGAAGAUCCACAUGCCAGCUGCACUGACCUACAACCUUUGCAAUGACAAGUACAACUGGUACUACCAUACUUUGCCCCAAGCCCACAUGGACAACAGAGUUAUGUACUGGCCCAGGGGCCGAGUCUGGGGCGGUUCUUCGACGCUGAACGCCAUGGUGUACAUACGAGGGCACGCUGAAGACUACAACCGAUGGCAGAGGGAAGGAGCGGAGGGCUGGGAUUACGACCACUGCCUGCCUUAUUUCAAGAAGGCACAGUGCCAUGAAUUGGGUGGUGACAGGUACCGAGGAGGUAGUGGCCCACUUCGUGUUUCACGGGGGAAGACUAACCAUCCUCUUCACAAGGCUUUUAUUGAGGCAGGGCAGCAAGCAGGAUACCCUUUCACUGAUGACAUGAAUGGAUUCCAACAAGAAGGCUUUGGCUGGAUGGACAUGACCAUUUUUAACGGGAAAAGAUGGAGCACAGCCAGUGCCUACCUGAGACCGGUCCUGAACCGACCAAACUUGAAGACAGAGGUGCGCUGCCUGACCACCAAGAUCCUAUUUGAUGGCCAUCGCGCUGUAGGUGUGGAAUAUAUACAGAAAGGAGAGACAAAACAGGUAUUCGCCGAAAAAGAGGUGAUCCUUAGCGGCGGUGCCAUCAACUCACCACAACUUCUCAUGCUGUCCGGUGUGGGAAACGCUGAUGACCUCAGGCAACAUGGCAUCCCAGUGGUCCAACACUUACCAGGUGUUGGCAGCAACUUGCAGGAUCAUUUGGAGUUGUACGUCCAGCAGAGGUGCACUCAACCCAUAACUCUGUACAAAGCCCAGAAACCUUUCCACAUGGUCAAAAUAGGCCUUGAGUGGCUCUCUGUGUUCACUGGUUACGGAGCAACAGCACACCUUGAGAGCGGAGGCUUUAUUCGCAGUGGGCCACAGGUCCCACAUCCCGACAUUCAGUUUCACUUCCUGCCCUCACAGGUCAUUGAUCAUGGGCGGGUGGCUUCAAAGAUAGAAGCUUAUCAGGUUCAUGUUGGACCAAUGAGAAGCACUAGUGUUGGCUGGAUGAAGCUGCAGAGCGCCAGCCCUAAGGACCACCCGAUUCUUCAGCCCAACUAUCUGUCCACAGAUGCCGACGUUUUGGAGUUCAGACAAUGUGUCAAGCUCUCACGAGAGAUAUUUGCCCAGAAGGCCUUCGACCUGUUCCGGGGCAGCGAAGUCCAGCCCGGUCCUCAGAUCCAGUCCGACGCUGACAUCGAUGCCUUUGUGCGCCACAAGGCUGACAGCGCCUAUCACCCUUCAUGCACGUGCAAGAUGGGCAAGCCCUCUGACCCGAUGGCGGUGGUGGACUCCCAGACGCGUGUUCUUGGGAUCGAGGGCCUCCGUGUGGUCGACGCCUCCAUCAUGCCAAGUAUGGUUAGCGGCAAUCUAAACGCUCCGACUAUCAUGAUCGCAGAGAAGGCUGCCGACCUCAUCAGAGGUCGCCCAGCGCUCGUUGAUCUGCAAGUUCCGGUAUACCAGCCGCCUACGCUGGACACUCAAAGAUAA